CCAAACACGUAUUUUGUGUGGGCCUCAAAUAACACAACUCUUCACUUUUUCCACUUUAAUUAUAUAAAUGUCUUUUUAUUUCUCACUCAAAAAUCAACACACAAUUCUAACACCAGUUUUCUAUUACCAAUGGCCAUGUCUGUUGCUUCUUCUUCUUCUCAAUUUCUCCGACCUCUUCAUCAGCUAGAGUUCCCGAAAUGCCCUCGCCUUUCUUCUAAAUCCCAGUUCCGCCCUCGCCCCCUCCGCCGCUUCCAAACCCUCCGGAACAACAUUCGCGCCACCGCCGCCGCCGCUCGUGUUGCUGAUUCGGAAUUCAGUUCAAAGCAUGAUCAGGCUGUAGCGGCGGACGUCUUGGCGUGCCCAAUAUGUUAUGAGCCAUUGAUAAGAAAAGGUCCUGCUGGCCUUAGCUUAUCAGCAGUCUACAGGUCUGGUUUCAAGUGUGAGAAGUGUAAAAAAUCAUAUUCUAGCAGAGAUAGGUAUCUGGAUUUGACUGUAACUGCUGGCUUGAGAGAUUACACUGAAAUUCCACCAAUUCAGACUCAGCUUUUCAGGAGUCCCCUUGUUUCAUUCUUAUAUGAGCGAGGUUGGCGUCAGAAUUUCAGUCGAAGUGGCUUUCCUGGUCCGGAUGAAGAGUUCAAAAUGGCUCAAGAAUACUUUGAACCUGCUAAAGGUGGUCUUAUUGUGGAUGUUAGCUGUGGUAGCGGUUUAUUUUCCCGAAAAUUCGCCAAAUCAAAAAACUACUCUGGAGUCAUUGCACUAGAUUUUUCUGAAAAUAUGCUUCGCCAGAGUUAUGAUUUCAUUAAGAAAGAUGACACACUUUCAACCACUAAUCUUGCACUUGUAAGGGCGGAUGUUUCUAGGCUUCCCUUUUCAUCAGGUUCAGUUGAUGCAGUCCAUGCUGGUGCAGCUUUACAUUGCUGGCCAUCUCCCUCCAAUGCUGUUGCUGAAAUCACCCGGGUACUAAGAAGCGGUGGAGUAUUUGUUGGAACCACUUUUCUGCGUUACAAUUCGUCAACUCCCUGGCUUGUACGCCUCUUCAGAGAGAGGACUUUUCCAGGCUAUGGCUAUUUAUCAGCGGAAGAAAUUGAAGACCUUUGCACCUCAUGUGGUCUAACCAACUACUCAUGCAAAAUUCAGCAGUCUUUCAUUAUGUUCACAGCUCAGAAGCCUUAAAACUAUAUUUGAUCCAUGUAUAACACUGAUUCUCCUAUAUUUUAUUAGUUUCUUAUGUUAUUUGUUUCAUCUGUAAAGAAACUGUAAAUAUACAGGAAAUGAAAAGAUGAAAACUGGAGAUGUAUGUAAUGAGAAAGUCUUUCAUAUAUAUUAACUAUUGAAUCCACUUUAUGCCGUUAUUUCA
This is a messenger RNA of Lotus japonicus, 1357 nucleotides long. RefSeq lists its product as uncharacterized. The transcript has 8 exons. The coding region runs from base 130 to 1173 and encodes 347 amino acids. Lineage: Eukaryota; Viridiplantae; Streptophyta; Magnoliopsida; Fabales; Fabaceae. Gene Ontology annotation, molecular function: S-adenosylmethionine-dependent methyltransferase activity. The record is from RefSeq and is a predicted model, not a curated record.